UCCAGAAGGCCACACCCUCCAGGGAGCAGGUGUUUGGACCUCACAUUCCCCUCCGUUGUCCCAAUUCCAUAAAAGGAAACUCAGACUCUGUCAAGAUGAGGGACACCCAAGGGAGGGGACUGAAACCUCGUGCAUCUGGCCGUGACACAUCAGGUGUGUCCUUCUGUUUAAAGAGCCCGACAGCCAACUUCCUGCUAGUAUGAAAAGUUCAGUUUCUGGGCUUAAAAAGAAAGAGAAGAGAGAGGAAUCUUAAACCUUGCCUAUAAAGGAAUUUACUUUCUCAAAUCCAGUUUUAUAAACAAUACCAUGAAAGGCCAGAAAGAAGCUGAUCCGAUUGGGGUAUUUGUGUUUCAUUUCUCAACUUGCUGCAUUCCAGGAGCAGGUUUGUGGCGUUCGGGCGGGAACGCAGUAGAAAAUACCCCGGAUCAGGGAAAUGUGCUCAUUACCAUUUGGAAACGCAGAACCAUGUGUUUCUCCAGCUGCCGAUUUUCCAGCUCCCCGCGGGACCGCAGGAUUAGUUCAUCUUGGCCCAAGGACAGCAUGACGGAUUCUCUCGGCCACAGCAAUGAUAUUUCCCUGGUUCAGGACAGGGACAAUGGCAGGAGGCGGCCAGCUGUACAGUUGGCCCUUCAGGUUGGGGAUCCAGGCUCGGCAAGUGCGGAUUUGGGAGGAAAUGAGUUCCUCAUGGCUCAGUCCCUCGUCUGGGAUCUACAAGCAGCUGGCACACACUCCAAGAUCCUUUUUGCUUUCCGAAGUCUGUCUUCACCAGUCUGCGAUGAAAGGAAAAUCAGGGUUCCUGACAAUGAGCGUGCAGGCCCCACCAACCCAAGCAGAAGCUUUCUACACAUGAGCCAUCGCCUGCGUAUUCUCAGCCUGCUUCCUUGUCUUCAUUUGCUCCAAAUUAAAUGUUUGCCAUAGGAAAACCGAGCAUAUCAUGACCAUGACGUCUAACUUCGCUUGUCAUUUGUUGUGGAUAAAGUUCACACCGCCUCGUGUUAUGCUGUUUGCUAAGGUGCGCUUUACAGUUUGCAGUCUUUUCGCUUGUUUGGAAACAUAACCUGAGAUCUGUGUGGGCUUGCUGUCGGCCUCUGAGAGCUCCACAUCUGUGGAUUUAACCAAGCGUAGAUGAAAAGUAUUUGGGGCACACAUUGGCUGUGGACAGACUUUGUCCCCGUCAUUCCCUUCAUGACACACUGUAACAAUUAGUUAUACCGCGUUCACGCUGCAUCAGAUACUGCAGAUAAUCGGGAGGUGAUUAGAAGUCUACUGCAGGGUGUGUAUACGCUGUAUGCAAAACUAUAUUACUUUACGUGAGAGACUGGAGCUUUGUGGAUUUUAGUAUCCCAGGUGCAGCCUGGAACCAGUUCCCCACUGGACACCAAAGGAUGACUAGAAAUACACAAAACCUCAGUUAUUAAAUCUCAGUGUUGGGGCUAGGGAUGGAGCUCUGUGGUAGAGCACAUGCUUAGCAUGUAUGAGGCCAUGGGUUCUGUUUCCAGGACUGAACAA
This is a messenger RNA of Chinchilla lanigera (long-tailed chinchilla), 1509 nucleotides long. RefSeq lists its product as uncharacterized. Bases 307 to 918 code for a protein of 203 amino acids. The transcript is spliced from 2 exons. The record is from RefSeq and is a predicted model, not a curated record. Lineage: Eukaryota; Metazoa; Chordata; Mammalia; Rodentia; Chinchillidae.